UGUCUGGUUUUACGUUAUCACGAUUGUUAGCUAUUUUUGUUGCAGGUGAAUAAUGAGUAACUUCAUACACUGAAGGCUGGAGAGAGGGUGUGGUGAUGUUCUUACAGAGUAAUAAACCUUYAGUGGCCAGCUGUCUUACGGUUCAAACAGCCUCUCCAGCAGCAAACUAUUGGCAAAAACACCAUUUGAUCUGAGCUUCCUUAAGAAAACACCACGAUGGCCCCUUGAUGAAAGCUGAAAUCUGGAGAUUUUUUGAAAAGAUUUGCUGUCAUGAACUCUAUGAGAGGGCAGCUUUUUUUUGGCGUCUAUUUUCUCAUAUUUGAGUCACUGUGUCCUCUGGUUUCAGCAGCCUCUGUGGGCACCAGCUUGUGGGGGGACAAGUUGCUGUUUAAAGGCCCCCCUUGUUUGUGGCAGCUGCACCCAAAGGUGUUGGUUCCAGCCUUGAGCGAGCUGAGCGUUUGCACACUUUUAAAACUCACCCAUGGAACAGAAUGGACAGGUUUUGUCUACAAAGCACCUGGGAAGCAUCACAUCGAGCUGGGACUCAGAGGCACACCCACGGAGCUGACGACAUGGCUGUUUGGGAAAGCGUACCAGGUGCCCAUGGAGUUAAAACUGAACGAGUGGUACACCGUCUGCCUCACCUGGUCUGAUCGAGACCAGGAGCUGAGAACAUACGUCGAUGGGCUUGUGCUGGAAACGCAUCUGGCUCCAGGGGAGGGUCUGCAAAAUCGGCUGGCCCCGAAUGGCACUCUGACUCUGGGGGUGUCUCACUUUGUUAGCGUUAACGGAGAAUUACGGCCGGAGAGUGGGAAUAAACUGCUGGGUGAGAUCGGUCUGUUCAGGAUGUGGGGGAGAAAGUGGAGAGCAGAGGAGCUGAUCAGACAGAACUGUGCAGAGGGGGACGUGCUGAGCUGGGACCUGCAGCAAUGGAAAUAUGACUGUCCUCCUGAACCCGACAGCAGCCUACACUGUGGAUGGUCCCAGUACAAAAUCAAACUGUGGGCUUUUAUGAAUGACUCCACAGACCCUGAAAACUGCUCAGUGCCACUGGAGGAAAUCACAAGAACAUGGCUGGAGAGCGUUUUGCCUAAAAACAUUUCUGUCCAAAACAUUGUUGUGUCAUCUCCAAGGCCGACGUGCCUCUUGGGUAAUAAUGCAGCUGCUUUUCAAGCACAACAACCUCAGGAUUUAGGAGAAUCAACUUUAACAUGUGAUAAAUGCUUCAGCUUCGAGGUCUUUGUAAAAGUGGAUCCUGCCACCGAUGUAAAAAUAGUUCAGACAGAAGUGACUGCAUUACUCAGUUUGAGUUUCUCUCUCAACUUCCUCACCAUCACAGCUGUCAUUAACAGCAUCUACGUACUUCCUGUGGUGACGCUCUCAGGAACAACAGAACCUCCAACAGCCAUCAGCAUGGCUUCAUUUCCACCAGAAACAAGUCCAACUCUGAGUGUUUUAACUCAACCCAUGUCGACGACUGGAAAACCAGAUCUCACUUUUGCUGUUGUUAAUUCCUAUAAAUUCUUCCGAGUUAAUGUGACUUUAAGUUUGACAGGGAGCCCGACCAAACCACAUGCUGUCAUUGAGAGCUGGUUGAAAGAAAAGCUCCAAGUGAACAAGACAAUGAAUGUACUGAAUCUCAUCAUAACAGAGGACAUCAGCAGAAACACAGAAAACAACAACAGUGAGUCGACGUUCUACAGCCACCAGAAACAAUAUUAUUGCACCUUUCAUGUUCGAGAAUAUAGCAACAAAGAUGUGGCAGAAAUCGAAUUGCUCAUUCGUGCUGCCUUGACGAAAACAUAUGAAAACGACUUCUUCACCAUUCAACCUCUGAAAGUGACCAUCAAACACAUUGAACCAGAGAACUGUUUAGAAGACGACAUGUCAACGAUCUAUGGACGAUACAUUUGGCCAGAAACAUUUCCACAUGAUGGGCAAGAAAUGGUCUGCAUAAAGCCCAUAACAAACAGAGCCUACAGACUUUGUAAAUUAGACAUAGAAACGGACACGAGCUACUGGGCGGAUCCUGAUAUGUCAAACUGCAACCAGGUUCUGACAAUAUCAGAUAUCACCAACAUCACCGUCACCCCCGAUAAUGCAGCUGAAGUUGUGGACAUGAUUCAGGACCUGGUAGAUGUCCAGUUGGGGAACGGCUCCCAGCUCUCGUCCUCUGAGCUGGGCUCAGUGAUGGACAAGCUCAGCGAGGUGGUUGAAAUAAGCCCCAUUGAGCCCGUCAUCGGAGGGGACAUUGUGAAUAUUGUUGCCAACAUCCUGCUUUCUGAAACGGACGUCACACCUGUGGCUAACAAUGUUCUUGAUCUGACAGACCGGAUGGGGAACAGCAUGGAGUUCCAGGGGGAAAUUGCGAAUCUAAAAGCUCCAGCCCUCGCCCUUUCCAUGAUUGAUGUUGAUCCAGAAGAAUUCAGUGGCCUAACCUUUGGAGUGUCUCUGACAAAUUCAAUGAACCCCGAGGUUUUUGUUAACCACAGUUUUGUGAAAAAACCAUUCCCUGAGGUAAACGCCACGAUCUCUCUGCCCUCUGAGCUCAACAACUUUUUACCCACCGGAGACAAAAACACCACACGAGUCCAGUUUCAGUUUUAUGGAACCCCAGACCUUUUUCAGGACACUUAUUUAGCGAAUGCAACACAAAGCAACUGGACAUUAAACUCCUAUAUAGUAUCUGCCAGCAUCAACAACACCCACGUCGUCAACCUGGAGAAACGAGUGGUGGUGAACCUCAGCCAUGUAAAUCCCAAAAAGCCAGAAGACAAGGUGCAGUGCAUGUUUUGGGAUUUCCAGAAGUACGGUGGCCUCGGUGGUUGGAACAGCAGCGGCUGUGAGACUCGGAGUAUCUCCUCUCAUCAGACCAGCUGUCUCUGUGAUCACCUCACGCAUUUCGCCGUUCUCCUUGAUGUGUCACGAACUUCUAUCAGUAAAACUGACAACGAGAUUCUAACAGUGAUUUCUUAUGUUGGUUGUGGAAUAUCCUCCAUCUUUCUGGGCAUCACUUUGCUCACUUAUCUUGUCUUUGAGAAGCUGCGUCAGGACUAUCCAGCUAAGAUACUCAUCAACCUGUCCACUGCACUCCUGGGGCUGAGCAUGCUCUUCCUCCUUGACUCCUGGCUCUCAUCCUUCAACAGCUACGGUCUGUGCAUCACAACCGCUGCGUCCCUUCACUACUUCAUGCUGGCCUCCUUCAUCUGGAUGGGUCUGGAGGCUGUGCACAUGUACCUUGCUCUGGUUAAGGUGUUCAACACCUACGUGUCCGCUUACAUCCUCAAGUUCUGCGUUGCUGGAUGGGGUAUCCCUUUGCUAAUAAUCAUCCUGGUUCUGUCCAUUGAUAAAGAUGUUUAUGGAAGUUUGAUACCCAAAGACAAUGCGGUGGCGCUUCAGUCCACAGAACCAUUCUGCUGGCUGCAGGAUGACGUCGUCUUCUUUGUAACGGUGGUGGCCGUCGUCGUCCUCAUCUUGUUGGGCAACUUGGCCGUGUUCAUCGUGGUUCUGAUCCAGAUCAAACGAAUGAGGGCCAAUAACCUGUCGGCAAAAGGACGCAGCUCUUUGCAGGACCUGAGAGCGGUUGUGGGCCUCACCAUUCUGCUGGGCCUGACCUGGUCCAUGGGCUUGUUUUCAUUCGGGCCAGGCCGGGUGGCCAUGAUGUACAUGUUUUCAAUCUGCAAUUCCUUACAAGGAUUUUUUGUGUUUCUGUUCCACUGUUUGAUGAAGGAGAAYGUGAGGAAACAGUGGAGAACUUAUCUGUGCUGUGGACACUUUAGACUMACGGAUAACUCAGACUGGAGCCUCUCAGCAACCGUGUGUGGCCGCUCCGAAAAGGGCAAUCUUAUUAACUCUGAUUCAGUGGCCUCAGAGAACACGUCCUCCCUCAGAUCAUCUACUCUGCCGCAAAAUCCUCACCACAGCACCACCAGAGGACAGGACUGAGCCUACUGAYGGGCUG
This is a messenger RNA of Austrofundulus limnaeus, 3961 nucleotides long. RefSeq names its product adhesion G protein-coupled receptor G4a (gene adgrg4a). Lineage: Eukaryota; Metazoa; Chordata; Actinopteri; Cyprinodontiformes; Rivulidae. Gene Ontology annotation, cellular component: plasma membrane. The coding region runs from base 271 to 3945 and encodes 1224 amino acids. Gene Ontology annotation, biological process: adenylate cyclase-activating G protein-coupled receptor signaling pathway; cell surface receptor signaling pathway. Gene Ontology annotation, molecular function: G protein-coupled receptor activity. The transcript is spliced from 29 exons. The record is from RefSeq and is a predicted model, not a curated record.